Messenger RNA from Owenia fusiformis, 810 nucleotides. Lineage: Eukaryota; Metazoa; Annelida; Polychaeta; Sabellida; Oweniidae. The record is from the annotation of a GenBank genome assembly.
GUAGAGUUCUUAAAAAUCAUCUUCAUUAAUAUAGAUAUGAUAAUGAAGUGGACAUUGUGUCUGAUCGCUGUCGCAUUCUCUGUAGCCUUUGCUGAAGUCGGGGUAACAUUAAAACGCCAUUCAUGCAGACGUGACGACUAUCUCUUUUGGGGUGGGGAAAGGGAUAACUUCUUUACGAAGUGCGCAAAGGGUGAAAUGGUAGUAGUGACAAAUGCUGUGUUAUAUCCAGUUGAACAUAACCUCACAUGCGUUAUGAAUAAUUCUGAAUGUCGUCACAACUUUACCCAAUCAGCUUUUGACACUUGCGUCAACACGGAAGUCUGCCUUCCGAUGGUGAAUUACAUUGAGUCGAAAAGGUCCUGCUGCAAAAACUUAUUAUGUCACGAAAUCGAGUAUGAGUGCGUACCAGGUUCAUGUAAAUUGCCCUCGUCACCCGCUAAUGGCCAGAUUUAUGUCUCUGAAGAUUCGGGCAUCUGGAACGGAUCUGUAUCUUAUUCAUGCAACAGGGACUUUACAUUAGCAGGAGAACAAACGAGGACUUGUAUCAGAAAAGAAUUCAAAAAUGGUCCAUGGUCAUCGGCAGUGGAAUACAGGUAUACAUGGUCGGGAAACCAACCAGUGUGUGACGUCGAUGAAACAUUGUGUCCAUCGACUGCAUUUAAAAAGGAGACACUUGGUCUUAUGUGCUAUGAAUUCCACGACGACCAGCGGACAACGUUCCAAAAUGCUAAAGAGGCUUGUGAGAGUAGGAGAUGGAAACUGGCAACGGUAAUCAAUGAAGAAACUCUUCGUCUCAUACGGCAUCACAUG